UCAUUUUGGGCCAAUCUCCGCGCUCUGGAGUGACAUAAUGGAAUUUUUAGGGCUAGAAAGCGAGCGAGGUCUGGCGCUGCGCAUAGCAGUCGUGCCAUCGGGAAAAGACAAUCUCACCAGCGCGCAGGAGAGACUCAUUAGAGACCUUAAGGCAGUACAGCUGAAGUGGUCGUCUGUCUUACCGAAGAGGGGAAGGAAUCAGGAUCAUACAGAAAUAAGGAACAGCUGAUUUCCUCAUGUUUGGAUGUUACGUCGCGAUCGUUUUCAAUGCGUAACGCUCAGCACUCCCUCAUGUGAGGGUGUAGAAUGGAAACAACCCUCUACCCAGGCACCGUGCUGAACACUCCGAGGGUCUCCCGCAUAUACCAGAGCACGAUGAUGAAGAAGGAGAUUAAUCUGAACCUGGACGACCAGAACCCCGAGCUCAAAUCGAACCCGCUCCGAGACACAGACGGACUUCUAAACUCACCGGACUUGGGACUCUUGAAACUAACCACCCCGGACCUGGAGCGCCUUAUCAUCCAGUCCAACGGGCUGGUCACCUCCGCCAGCACCAACCCGACCACCCAGUUCCUGUAUCCGAAGUCGGCAAGUGACGAGCAGGAAUUCGCUGAGGGUUUCGUGAAGGCGUUGGAGGAUCUUCACAAGCAGAACCAGCUGAGCGAGGCUGGGUGCGUCUCCGUGGACAGACUGGAGCUCCUCGGAUCAUCCAACGCGGUCGGGUCCUCGGGGCUCCAGACAUCAGACCUCCCUGUGUACACGACUUUGAACGGGUAUGCUGCUAGCCCGCUUGGAGGCACCACCAUAAACUACGCCACGGACACCAUUCCCUUCCCGCCGCCACCGUCUCAUCUGGCCGGGGCGCAUCAACAGGCGGCGGCGGCUGCGCUGUCACGACUUCAGGCUGCCAGCGCGAUGAAGGACGAGCCGCAGACCGUGCCCGACAUGCAGAGCUUCGGGGACAGCCCCCCUCUGUCUCCCAUCGACAUGGACAACCAGGAACGCAUCAAGGCGGAGAGGAAAAAGCUGCGGAAUAGGAUAGCCGCCUCCAAAUGUCGCAAAAGAAAACUGGAGCGGAUUUCUCGGCUGGAGGACAAGGUCAAGAGCCUUAAAACGCAGAACACCGAGCUGGCGUCCACAGCCAGCGUCCUCAGGGAGCAAGUGGCCCAGCUGAAGCAGAAGGUGAUGAACCAUGUCAGCAGUGGGUGCCAGCUUUUACCAAACCAAGUCCAAGCUUACUAAGACGCCAGUAAUGGAUGUGUUUACAGCUUUUUAAUAUGCUCUGAGGAUGAGGCCUGUGCUUUCAGGAACAUUUGUAACCUUUAAUCCUUAUCAGAGACUUGAUAUGAGGCCAUUGUAAAUGUACCAUGGAGAUUAAGCCUGUAACUGAGAAAGAGAACAGAUAACUCCUCUGUAUAGAUGAACUGGCCUAAGUGAGAGCAAAGUGUACUGGAAAUUUAGCAGCAGCAGGUAUAUGUGCUGCAGCCUCUUCUGAUCAUUCAUGAAAAUGUGGCAGUGUUGUGCAGCAAACAGACUCAUUUUGUUGCUCUUAUUUGUUUUGGUAAGCCAUGUAGCAAACAGCUAUCCAUUGGACAUUUUUUAAAGGAUAGCGGUUAUCAGUGUGAGUUUAAGCUGGACAAUCUCAACCAAGAGUGCAACCAAACCCCAGGGUGUCACCAAGUGCUGUCAUCCACCAUGUAAUAUAAUGCCUUACUUGUUUACAAGCACUUAGCGAUGACAAAUAUAUUUUAUUUACUGAAACAUUUCUUAUUUGACAUAUGGUCUUACUUGUUCUUGUUUUCCUAAAUUGAACACUGCAUGUCUCUUCGCUCUUAUGUACAGUAACGGUGUAUUUGUUUUAUGUUGGCUACGGUGUAGUUGCCACUUCCAUGAAUGUUUGUGUACGUGCUGACACCCUAUGUAUCCACGAGUAAUGGACUUUUAAAGUCUCUACCUGACUUUUAUUAAAUAACUCACUACAUUACUAAA
This is a messenger RNA of Labrus mixtus (cuckoo wrasse), 1989 nucleotides long. RefSeq names its product transcription factor JunD-like. Bases 307 to 1242 code for a protein of 311 amino acids. The record is from RefSeq and is a predicted model, not a curated record. Gene Ontology annotation, cellular component: transcription regulator complex. Gene Ontology annotation, biological process: regulation of transcription by RNA polymerase II; regulation of cell population proliferation; regulation of cell cycle. The transcript has a single exon. Gene Ontology annotation, molecular function: transcription factor binding; RNA polymerase II cis-regulatory region sequence-specific DNA binding; DNA-binding transcription factor activity, RNA polymerase II-specific. NCBI's taxonomy places the organism in Eukaryota, Metazoa, Chordata, Actinopteri, Labriformes, Labridae.